AUGGCAUGGCGACCGCCUGACGCAUCUACUACCGAUGGGCCUGCACGACCCUCUCUUGGAUCUCAGCAAUCAAGCUCCCUACCCUCUACCCCUUACCAGCGCUCCCGCGGACUCUCCUUUCAUUCGCGAUCUCCCUCUCCGCGCCGUCGAAGUACAUCUCCACACUCCACCCAAUCCGAGACGAAUCCUGCGCCGUCCUAUCGGAGACCGCCCGGGGGUUGCAAGUAUGAGACGGGCAUGGCCUUUUUCCGCCGGAGGAUGCCAUACAGCCUCGGUGGAGACUUGCUGCCGGAGGAGAAGGUCGGGUUGAAGGAACGGCUCGAGCCCGAAGAGGAGGAAAAGCUGAACAGAGAAAUGGGAGAGCUCUAUGACCGAUUACUGCCGUCGGCAGAGAGUGACGAUCGGAGACGGCAACUGGUCCAGAAGUUGGAGAAGCUCUUCAACAAACAAUGGCCGGGCAAUGAUAUCAAGGUCCAUGUAUUUGGGUCGUCAGGCAAUAAGCUCUGCUCCAGUGACUCGGAUGUGGAUAUUUGCAUUACAACACCGUAUAAGGAGCUGGAGCAUGUGUGCUUAUUGGCAGAGGUUUUGGCAAAUCGUGGGUCUUUCCCUGUUUUCUUCUUAGCGUCCAGCCCCAGACUGACAUGUUCUGCACCAGAUGGCAUGGAGCGGGUCGUUUGUGUUUCUCAUGCAAAAGUGCCUAUUGUGAAAAUCUGGGACCCAGAGUUAAAGUUGGCAUGUGACAUGAAUGUCAAUAACACAUUGGCCUUGGAGAAUACACGCAUGAUCCGGACCUAUGUGGACAUUGAUGAGCGGGUACGACCCUUAGCCAUGAUCGUGAAGUAUUGGACAAAGCGGAGGGUCUUAAAUGAUGCAGCUCUCGGUGGCACACUAAGCUCCUACACAUGGAUCUGCUUGAUCAUCAAUUUCCUACAGACAAGGGACCCUCCUAUCUUGCCGAGCCUCCACACACGUCCUCACAAACAGCGGAUAGCACCAAAUGGGGUGCAGGUUUCCUUUGACGACAACCUGGAGUCCCUCGUUGGCUUUGGGCGCAAAAAUAAACAAUCGCUGGCUGAACUGCUCUUUCAGUUUUUCCGCUAUUAUGGCCAUGAGGUCAACUACGAGAAAUAUGUGAUUUCGGUCCGGGAAGGCAAAUUGAUACCCAAGGAGGCGAAAGGCUGGCACCUAUUGCAGAACAACCGGUUGUGUGUCGAGGAGCCGUUCAACACGACCCGAAAUCUGGGGAAUACUGCCGAUGACACUUCGUUUCGCGGUGUCCAUAUGGAACUUCGAAGGGCGUUCAAAGCCGUGGCUGAAGCCGACUUGGAGAAGUGUUGUGAGCAGUAUGUGUUCCCGCCGGAGGAGGAGCGAGUUUGGGAGAAACCACCGCCACAACCACGGCCCGUUCUGGCGCCAACCCCAUCUCAGCCUUCCUCCCGCGGCGGACGAGGAGGUGGCCGUGGUGCGAGACACUCCAACCAGUAUGGACGAGGGGGAAAUAACGCCGGUCGUCGGACAUCCAACGGCGCCAACAGGGCCAACAACAACAAUAACUUCCGUCCCAAUCACCUUGGAUUGACCCCUGAAAUGACUCUUCAGGCGCAGCAGCAGGCACAGUUCCUGCUACAUGAUCAGCUGUAUCAGCAAAUUCAGAUCCUCCAAGCGCAGGAACAAGAGCUCCGCAUGCAGCUUCACAAUCAAUCCCUUCUGACCGGGCGGCCGCCUCCUGUUCUCAUCCGCCAACCCUUGAUCCAAUUUCCGUUUCCUCAACCUCAACCCGAGGUUCAUGCUGACGAGAAUUCUCGAGCUCGAGCUGGCACGGUGAGCCAUCCUCCAUUGACGUCUUCCCUCCGACAACCGGUCUUUUACGGUCCUAGUUACAUCCCGGUCCCCGUAUCCGGCGUGCAGGGAAGCAAUACAAACCCUCCGUCGCCAUCCGCCAGCGCUGCCGUUCCGGACCUUCGCCGGAAUCCUCGUCGGUCCUCGGUCGCAAACGGGUCACCGGGAGGCUCACUCCGCUCACAUUCUCAGCCUGCAAGAUCGGCGCACUCCCCAGUGAUGCAGAGUCUAAAUUCGCUUUAUUCACCACCGCAGCCCAGCGAAAAUUCACAUGGCUCGAGAGAGCGCUUGAUGCCAAGCUCGCCUGGCGCGAAUCCGAGCGAGGGUGGUGAAUCCAGCUUUCUCUCCAGCCAGCAGCUCCCUAGUUUCUCUCCACCCGCCUUGGUUGAUGAACAUCGGCCGUCGGAAUACGUUGGAUACUAUCUUGGUGGUCCUGCCCAGCAACAAGUCUACCACCAGAACCUGAUGGCGAUGUCUCUGCCUGCGACCAUGUCACCGUUCGUUCCAACUGUGCUGGACUAUCGCUCUUCCGGGUUGGCGUUUUCCGAAUCAUAUGGUAUGGUCUCCGAUCACGGGACUGUGCCAAAUACACAGGACGUGUCCCCGUCAACGCCGACUACAACCCGGCCAACGCCUUCUAAAGACCGCGGUCCCUUGAUAGUAGAUGGUUCUGUGCCCCUCCAUGACCAGCGUAACACUUCUCAUGGAGACCGUGCGGGUCACCAUACGCCGAAUGAAGAUGACCUCAGCUGGGAUACUCCUGCCCGAACAUCAGACGGGUUAUCUGCGGAUUCACAAGAACCCGCGAGCUAUGAAUCUAGCCAUCAUUUUUCCGUGCCAAAGCGGAACCAGGAAGGCUAUAGCCAGGCUGUCAGCAAUGAGACGAUGGUUAAUGGGCAGGAAGGAAGGUCCGGAGGUCUUAGUGGCCAACUCCAAAAUUUGCAUUUGUCGGAUGGCAAGAAUGAGUCACCAUCUGCGACAGAAGGGAAGAAGGCCAAGCCGGGGCAGCAGAGCUCUGAACAAUUGCCAGCCAAAGAGACUUCGGAUCACCGUCACUUUAAUUCGCGGGACAAGCACAACACAGCAAACGCGAAUCGGAAUACAGGGUCUGAGGCACCGUCUCCAACCGCGAAACGUCGGGUGAACGGUUUCGAAUCGGAGAAAGUAAAUGGCGUCAACCACAAAGGAAAGAUCAAGGGCGGGCAGGAGGCAAGCCAUUCCUCUGAUCGAAAAGAGUCACAGCCAACUUCGCUACCGCGCAAGCCUGACGGUGUGCCUCCUGCGUCUGGAGGACGGGACUCAGGAACUGCAAAUGCAAAUGCAAAUGGCGGCUGGCAAACCACGAAGAGAAAGCAUAAACGAAACAACAAAUCUACAGCGGAAGCGCACCAUACUAAUGGGGUGGAGCCUCUUCCAGCGGAUGAGUCCUUGAGAAAGGGUGGAUGA
Molecule: messenger RNA, 3285 nt
Organism: Rasamsonia emersonii CBS 393.64
Lineage: Eukaryota; Fungi; Ascomycota; Eurotiomycetes; Eurotiales; Trichocomaceae
Product: PAP/25A associated domain family
Exons: 3
Coding region: 1-3285 (1094 amino acids)
Biological process (GO): RNA 3'-end processing
Molecular function (GO): nucleotidyltransferase activity
Source: RefSeq, a predicted model, not a curated record